Messenger RNA from Aethina tumida (small hive beetle), 2516 nucleotides. It is a transcript of the gene FucT6, whose product is annotated as alpha-(1,6)-fucosyltransferase. NCBI's taxonomy places the organism in Eukaryota, Metazoa, Arthropoda, Insecta, Coleoptera, Nitidulidae. The coding region runs from base 193 to 1968 and encodes 591 amino acids. The record is from RefSeq and is a predicted model, not a curated record. The transcript has 6 exons. Gene Ontology annotation, cellular component: Golgi cisterna membrane. Gene Ontology annotation, biological process: protein N-linked glycosylation. Gene Ontology annotation, molecular function: glycoprotein 6-alpha-L-fucosyltransferase activity; protein binding.
GAAUUUCGCCUCCGGAUAAUCCGUUCGAAAAUGGUUUUCCGUCGCGACAAUUAGUGCGCUUUGGGCCGCCAUGAAGCACCAUUGAGAGAACGGAACGUCUCGCGCACCGUUUGAUGUGCGUUUCUCGGCGGGCCUCCGUUACGCGUAACAUAACCCCAAUAUCGUUUAUUUGUAAAUAGAGAUUGUGGCGAGAUGAGUGCCGCGUUGAGGUACGUGAACUCGGUAGGCUGGCACAGGAUACUGCUGGUGUUCCUGGCGCUGUGGGUGAUUGUGCUGGUGAUCACCGGCUUCCCAAUCAUCAGCACGAAUCAGGGCCCCGUCGACGGGAAGACGAGCGAACGGCUGAGCAGGGCGCUCGCCGAUUUGGAGGCGCUGAGGAAACAGAACGUCGAGCUGCAGAACAUCUUCAAAGAUAUAAGCGUCAACAACCUGAAACAGGACCAAAAAGAAGCAAUAGAAAAUUUCCAGACACGCCUCACCAAAGCCGAGUACGCCUUCUCGAAAUCCUCGAUUGGCUACAUCAGCCCCAAAGAAGAACCCAACACCCAAUACGAACUGCUGCGCAGGCGCCUGUCGACCAACGCCCUCGAGUUUUGGUAUUUCGUCCACUCGGGUUUGGUCGACUUGCAGAAGCGGGCAAAGGAUGUGGCGCCCGAUUUGGCGGAGCAGCUCCAGUACAUGCUGGGCACGGGUUUCGAGCACAAAAGGGCCUUGCUGAACGACAUACAACAGUUGGCGGAGGUGGACGGCUACGCGACUUGGAGGGAAAAGGAGUCGAAUGAUCUCAGCAAUUUGGUGCAGGAUCGGUUUAAUUAUUUGCAGAAUCCGCCCGACUGCGCCACGGCCAAGAAAUUGGUCUGCAAUUUGAACAAGGGUUGCGGCUACGGUUGUCAGCUGCACCACGUCGUCUACUGCUUCAUGGUGGCGUACGGUACGAAACGCACGCUGAUCCUGAAAUCCAAGGGGUGGCGUUACCACACUGGAGGCUGGGAGGAGAUCUUCAAGCCGGUGAGCGACACCUGCACGACGCCGAACGGCGAGAGCAUCAGCAACUGGCCGGGCAAUGCGGACACGCAAGUCCUCAACUUGCCCAUUAUUGAUUCUCUGUCGCCUCGUCCGCCGUUCUUACCCCUGGCGAUUCCUGAGGAUCUGGCUCCAAGGCUGACAAGGCUUCACGGUGACCCCAUUGUAUGGUGGAUUGGCCAAAUCUUAAAGUAUCUGCUCAGACCUCAGGAAAAAACGCAGGCUAUCAUACAAGAAACCAUGACGAAAAUGGGUUUCAAACGACCAAUCGUUGGGGUCCACGUUCGACGGACGGAUAAAGUGGGCACCGAAGCCUCGUUCCACAGCAUCGUAGAGUACAUGACGGCGGUGGACGAAUACUACGACCAACUAGAAGCGAAAGAAACGGUGGAUAAGCGGCGCAUCUAUCUGGCCACAGACGAACCCAGAGUAAUAGCGGAGGCCAAGAAUAAAUACCCGAAUUACGAGAUACUGAGCGACUCCAGUAUUUCGAAGACAGCCGCAAUAUCCACACGUUAUUCGGAUUCCUCAUUGUUCGGCAUAAUUUUUGACAUUCACAUGUUGUCUAUGAGUGACUUCCUUGUAUGCACCUUUUCAUCUCAGGUGUGUAGAGUGGCGUACGAGAUAAUGCAAAACUACUAUCCGGAUGCGUCCGCCCGUUUCCGUUCUUUGGACGACAUCUACUAUUACGGCGGACAGAACGCACACAACGUCGUCGCCGUGUUGCCCCACGAAGCACGUCGGGGCGGCGAAAUGACGAUGGCCGUGGGCGACCUCGUCGGCAUCGCCGGCAACCACUGGAACGGCUUGAGUAAAGGGCUGAACAUUCGUACGAAUCAAGUAGGACUGUUUCCUGGUUUCAAGGUGCGGAAUAAAAUUGAAACGGCCAAGUUUCCACUGUAUGCGGAGGUGCCGAAAAGAGUUGAAUCUUUGGAUGGCAAAUAAGAUGUUGAGGGUUGAUAAUGAGGGCGGUUUUGUUUUGAAGUUGAUGCGUACAUUGCGGGUUAUUUGUUCGAAUCUCAUUUAUUAUGUUUUAUGUUGUUAGUUAUUGUUGAUUAAUGUAUGUAUUAAAAGUUAAUAGGGUUUCGCAUCAGGGUUGAAACAAAACUGGUAAUACUAUGUUAAUUGUAAGUUUAUUGUCUGGCCUUUUGAACAACGACCAAACAUUAUGCUGCCCAAAAGUGUUUAAACAAUAUUAUGUUUUUCUUGCCCUCAUUAUAAAUCUUAAAAAUUUUUUUUGGAAUACAUUUAAAAAAAAUUAUCAUAAGCUUUAAUUGUAUCAUAAAUAGUGCUAGUUGUAAAAAUCCAUCCAAUCAUUAGAAUUAGUGCAAAAACAGUGUGUAUUCCACAAAAGUUUUCUUGAACAACUUACUACUAGUCUAAUUAGUGCGUGAUCAAUCUGUAAAUCAACGGAUUUAAAAAAUAAUAAUUAAAUUUAUAUAUAUAAAUCUCCUCUAAUAAAACCUGAUGUGGAUUCAUCGAUGAUUUAGCUA